Messenger RNA from Brassica oleracea var. oleracea, 938 nucleotides. RefSeq lists its product as uncharacterized. Bases 103 to 846 code for a protein of 247 amino acids. The record is from RefSeq and is a predicted model, not a curated record. The transcript has 2 exons. Lineage: Eukaryota; Viridiplantae; Streptophyta; Magnoliopsida; Brassicales; Brassicaceae.
ACCUAUAAAAUGCUCAAACCAAUUCGAAAAACAAUUAAAUUCUCGACAUUUUCCUGGAAGUUUUACAAAUAAUUCUUCUUCGUCAUCAUUCAUUCGUCAAAGAUGGAACAAACAGCGAGAAAGAUACCACGACCUCGGCCUCUUGAGACCUGUGGUGCUACCAUACUCUCCAUGUCUCGCGUCCUUUACACAAGAACCAAGACUCCGAACAAUCCAGCCUCCUUCCUCGUGCAGAAACUCUUCCAACUCCUUUUCUUCUUCGCCUCCAUGACAAGUCCCUUCCGUCGCCACCUUCUCGCAAUCCUCUCCGUAGCCGACGACCACAUCCUCGCAAUCGAGGCUUACUUCCCUUCAACCACCUUCUUCUUCCACAAGAUCUCCGGUUUGCUAACCGCAGCAGAGUCCCUGCCUAUGAAACUCGACGCGUUUCUUGAGAAACUUCCAAGAAUGAUGAACAGAGCCGCGUGGGUGGACAUGAUCCUGGUUCAAGCACUUUGUUGGGUUGAUUCUCUUGUGAACGUGUUAGGCCAUUGGAGGGAUAAGAACAAGGGGACAAAUGAGAAAGAGAUCACGGUGGAUAGCAGUUUUAGCAGAACAGGAUCAAUGUCUGAAGAAGAGAUGAAACUGGAGAAUGAUGGGAAAAGAGUGAGUUACAAGGAGGCGUUACAGAGAGGAAGCAGCGGUGAAGAUGGUGGAGGAAGCACCGGUCGCAGCAGCAGCAACCAGGGAGAUCCUAUCUUGGAUCUGUUUGAGAACGGUUGGAUCCAGAAGCCCAUGAAAAGAAGUAGUCGAAGCGCUGAUUCGCUCACAUGCUCUCGUUCUGAUUCCUACGAGACCACCACCUGAGAGGUCUUUUAACUCUCAUAUACGGUUCCACAACAACAACACUAACACAAACUAGUAGACUAUGUUGUCCUACUCCACCUCUAUAACUUUUC